AUGGCGUCAUAUUUGGAAUCGGCAUCUGCUACGGACAGCAGUAGCAGAAAUUAUGGAUUCGGCUUUGGGAAGAAAGGAACAUACAGCAAUGUUGGAUUGCUAAAUAAAUAUUACAAGGGUUCUGAAAUACAGAAUACAAAAUCCGCGAGAGUGUAUGUUUUCGGAGAUGGUGACAGUGCAGUCGAUGACGAGAAUGUUGAAUUUGAAAUGCCAGAAUUAAAAAUGCGGUCCCGGUCGAAAGGAUCCUCUAGUAAUUUCAGUAAUACUUUACAGUUGGAGGAAGAACUACAACAGCCUGCAUAUUUCAUAAAAGAAAUUGCAGAUGGUGAAACAUUGCAGGCUAUUGCACUGAAAUAUGCUUGUCCGGUUUCUGAAUUGAAGAGACUCAACAAAUUAAUCCAAGAUCAAGAAUUCUAUGGUCUUAAAGUAUUAAAAGUCCCAAUGAAAAAAUAUGGAAUACUUUCUGAAGAAAUAGCAAAUGAAGCUAAAGACAGCAAACAUUUCCAGCAUUCCAGAUCUGCAACUGCCACAUCACUGACCUCUGACACAGAAGCAGAACCUUACAGUAAUUAUUUUGAAGAAAGUGACUCACAGCAUGACUUCAGCGAUCCUGAAACGCAGAUGAAAAUCAUGAGAACUUUAAGCAUAAGGGACAAUUUUUCUUCUCAGGGAAAAGAUGCGGAACUGUUUCUGAAGAGAAUGGAUGAUGAUCUGAAGAGGUUGAAGCAGUCUUCCAGGCAUGAACGUGAGUCACUUAGCGAAGUGAUUUCAGUGCUUACAAAUAAGAGUAUUCAGCCUCUACAGAUGAGCAGACCCAGUGACAAGCAGAAAGGAGCAAGUUCUGUUGUGAGCUGGUGGACAAUCAUUUGUAUAUCAGUUACUGUUGGGAUAAUUGUACCUUUGGUUCUUUUUCUUUAUAUAAAAUAUGUUUUAAAUAAUCAUUGA
Candidula unifasciata is the source of this 945-nucleotide messenger RNA. The record is from the annotation of a GenBank genome assembly. NCBI's taxonomy places the organism in Eukaryota, Metazoa, Mollusca, Gastropoda, Stylommatophora, Geomitridae.